Messenger RNA from Momordica charantia (bitter melon), 1075 nucleotides. The record is from RefSeq and is a predicted model, not a curated record. NCBI's taxonomy places the organism in Eukaryota, Viridiplantae, Streptophyta, Magnoliopsida, Cucurbitales, Cucurbitaceae.
AUGAACUUAGCUCAAUGUCAGCUCAGCUCCCAAUUCCCAUCUUUGACCUUCGUUUUAACUUCCGCCACAAGGAAGGGGAAAAAGGGGAAUCCCUGUGGCCUGUACUCAUUUCAUUUCAUUAUUCCAGAGGGUUUUGGCUUUUUGGGGUUUAAGCCGGCGGUGAAACCACAAACAAUUCCGCCUCAGAAUCUAACGCCGCCGCCACUUACAGAGUCAGCUGCGAAUCCGACGACUCCUCCGGCACCCACAAGGAUGUCCACUUCGGAGUCGAAACUCCAAGCCUCAGAAUCAAACGCCGCCSCCUCUAAAACCCUUGAGGAUCAAGCCCCAAUUGGUUCUAACAUUGUCCAAGAAGAAAAAAAUUCCGCGGAGUCUGGAAAGAUACCCGAGAGCGGGGGUGAUGAUGAAGGAGGGGAGGAUCUAGCGGAGGAGGAAGAGGAGGAGGAGGGGGAGUGUGGGUUUUGCUUGUUCAUGAAAGGGGGCGGUUGCAGAGAUAGCUUCAUGGAUUGGGAGAAGUGCAUUGAGGAGGCGGAGAAGAACAAGGAGGAUAUUGUGGAGAAGUGCUUUGAAGUGACUGGGGCUCUGAAGAAGUGUAUGGAGGCUCAUGCGGAUUAUUACGCGCCGAUUCUCAAGGCCGAGAAAGUGGCAGAGGAGGAGGCGAUUAUCGAAUUGGAGAAGGAACUGGCUUCAAAUGCUACGCAGCAAAAUAUGAAUUCCAGAGGCCCGGAGGUAAAUGUGGGUUCCGAGAAUUCAGAAGAACAGAAGGCUUCUGCUGGUGGUAAGUGAAUUUGGUUGCUGCUCGUUAGAUCUGAUUUCUGAGGCGGAAAGCAUUACUUUUUUGGAGUAUUUUAGUUUUAAUCUCUCUUUUAGCAGUCUGUGGAAGAUAUCUUCCUUGAACUUUUUGUCUUAGUACACCGAUAGAUGAUAGUCUAUUUCGAAGUAUCAUAGGAAAGGAGAGUUCUUACCUUAUACCACUUUUUUAUUUAAUUCAAAUUUCUGAAUAAUUGUUCUUGUCACUAUUGGCUAAUAUCAUUUUUUCAAGAAUCAUCUUCCCUAAUGCUUUCUUUGUCAUUUA